This is a messenger RNA of Ostertagia ostertagi, 393 nucleotides long. The record is from the annotation of a GenBank genome assembly. Lineage: Eukaryota; Metazoa; Nematoda; Chromadorea; Rhabditida; Trichostrongylidae.
AUGUCGCGGGCCCACGCCCAGCAGAUGGUGAGCAUCGCCACGGAAGAGGUGAAUUACCGCAGCGGUCCGGGGACGCGCUAUCCGGCGGAAUGGGUGCUUGGAAGAGGGUUCCCGCUGAAGGUCGUCGGACGACGCGGCGACUGGCUGGAAGUGCGCGACUUCGAGAACGACAAGGGCUGGGUUCUGCGCAAGCUCACCAGCAGCACGGCGUAUCACAUCGUGAAGGUCAAGAUCGCCAACAUGCGCAGCCAUCCGACGACGACCAGCAGGGUCGUCGGCAAGUUUGCCUAUGGCGAUACGCUGAAGACGCUCGAACGCAGGGAGGGCUGGGUCAAGGUCCAGCGCGAGGGACUGCGCGGCUGGAUUUCGAAGAAACUUCUGUGGGGAUGGUAG